GGAGAAAACAUUGAUCCACAAUUUUAGCUAAAUCUAAAAUUUGAUGAAGAGUCCAUAUAAUAUGACUGCAUUUUACUAUAACAGCAAUAUACUUCAGUUAUUAGUGAAGAAGAGGAACGUCAAGAGAUGAAGAACAGUAAUGUGGCAAUGGCGACGAACUCACUAACUGCGCACCUCGCAAUCGCAUUCUUUCUCUCUCUCUCCUCACCUCUAUUCUCCACUUCCAAUGGAGUCGCAGCUGAGCUCACUGUAAUCAGCACCACUCAUUUCCAAACACAGCAAAGUUGCUCAAAUUCCGACAACACUUUGGAUUGCGAAAUUCAGGAGAUGAAGUUCAAGGUUUCUCGAUUAGAACAUUUAGUGGAGAUGACUGGUCAAGAGGUACAGACUAAAAGCCUUUAUAUUGGAAAAUGUGAGGAGAAAAUUGAUGAAUUGAGUCAUACUGUUGUCCGCCUGGGGUCUGUUUUGUCCAACUUCAAGAAUCUGCCAGACUAUGAGGAAAUGAUAAAGGUUUUAGAAGAACAGGUACGAGAACUGGAGGCUGAUGUGAGGAGAAGUGACUUGGACCUUCACCUGUUAAAAGUCAGGGCAAAAGAAAGCGAAGAUUCAGUGGAAAGGAUUUCUUCACAAAUUAAAAUGAUGGCAAAAAUUGUUCCAGAACUCUGGUUUCAUAUUCAAAAGCUUGAGCAGGCUCGUGAAGUUAUAGAACGGCGGACGGCUGAGCUACGCAGGCACAUACGAAAUCAGAAAUGCUCUUUCUUCAAGCUUAUCAACAAAUUUCCUGGUAGUGACUAUCAGAAAAUGGUAGUUCCCUACACUUCAGAAGCUCUUAACCGACUAACAAGGUCAUGUUCAGCAAUCAAGAAGUACCAUCAUCAGUUGCAAGGCUAUGUUAAACGAGGGAUGGAGCAAAAUGAAUUCACUGUUGUUCUUGCCAGUGAAGAGUUGGUAUUCUUUCUGGUUUCUGUUUUAGUUGUUUUCCCACUCAUUCUUGCUCUGAGAUGGUUGUUAUCGGUGUUCUUUCUGGCUUCCUCUAUGGCUCAUUUCCUGUUUAUGCUUGCUGUGAGAUUGUUGACUUCGGUACCUUUUCUGUUAUUUCCUCCUGUCGUGCUUGCUUUGAGAUGAUUGUUGAUAUACAUUGGAGAUGACUCGGAACAAUGCACUUAUCAAAACAACCCUAGAAGAAACGGCACAGUUUUUGGCGAUGA
Molecule: messenger RNA, 1208 nt
Organism: Beta vulgaris subsp. vulgaris (sugar beet)
Lineage: Eukaryota; Viridiplantae; Streptophyta; Magnoliopsida; Caryophyllales; Amaranthaceae
Exons: 11
Coding region: 127-1125 (332 amino acids)
Source: RefSeq, a predicted model, not a curated record